AUGGACCACCGGUGGAGGAUGGAUCCGUUGCUUCUUUACAUCAACGCAGCCCUCCUGGUUUAUUUCAACUGUGCCAGCUUGAGUCUGGUGGAUGCAGACAGCCCCUCUGCUCCAGUCAAUGUCACUGUCAAGCUCCUGAAGGCCAACUCGGCUGUGGUGACCUGGGAUGUUCUGGAAGAGGAAGUAGUCAUCGGAUUUGCCAUCUCCCAGCAGAAGAAGGACGUGCGCAUGUUGCGCUUCAUCCAGGAGGUGAACACCACGACCCGCUCAUGUUCCCUCUGGGACCUGGAGGAAGACACCGAAUACAUUGUGCACGUACAGUCUAUCAGCAUCCAAGGCCAGAGCCCAGCCAGCGAACCCGUCCACUUCAAGACCCCCCGGGAAGCUGAGAAACUGGCUUCCAAAAACAAAGAUGAGGUGACCAUGAAGGAGAUGGGAGAGAAAAAUCAGCAGCUGCGAGCAGGAGAGAUUCUCAUCAUUGUGGUGGUCUUGUUUAUGUGGGCAGGGGUGAUUGCCCUGUUUUGCAGGCAGUACGACAUCAUCAAAGACAACGAGCCAAAUAACAACAAGGAGAAAGCCAAAAACACGUCUGAAAGCAGCACCCCUGAGCAUCAGAGUGGGGGGCUCCUGCGCAGCAAGUUUCCAAAAAACAAGCCCUCAGUGAACAUUAUUGAAGCAUGA
This is a messenger RNA of Eublepharis macularius, 681 nucleotides long. It is a transcript of the gene FNDC5, whose product is annotated as fibronectin type III domain containing 5. Gene Ontology annotation, biological process: positive regulation of brown fat cell differentiation. NCBI's taxonomy places the organism in Eukaryota, Metazoa, Chordata, Lepidosauria, Squamata, Eublepharidae. The record is from RefSeq and is a predicted model, not a curated record. Bases 1 to 681 code for a protein of 226 amino acids. Gene Ontology annotation, molecular function: protein binding. The transcript is spliced from 6 exons.